AGACGAGUCUCUGUGCUUCAGUCUGAAGAAAUAUUAAAGUCAGUUCAUCAGGUCUUUUCUCAACAACUGACUCUGAAACUGUGUGUAGAUAUGGCUGCUGUCAGCUGUCUGCCAUCUGAAGAUCAGUUUCGGUGCUCCAUCUGUCUGGAUGUCUUCACUGAUCCUGUCAGCACACCAUGUGGACACAACUUCUGCAAAAACUGCAUCACUCAGCACUGGAAUACAAGUGUCUGGUGCCAGUGUCCUUUGUGCAAAAGGGUUUUCGACACGAGACCUAAGCUGGACAUAAACACUUUGUUCUCUGGGAUGGUCGCUCAGUUCAGACAGUCAGCUCAACAGAAAUCCAGCAGCAGCAGCUCAGAGCAACAAGAGUCCAAACCAGGAGAAGUUCCCUGUGACGUCUGCACUGGAGCCAAACUGAAGGCCCUGAAGUCCUGCCUGGUGUGUCUGACCUCCUACUGUGAGACUCACCUGGAGCCUCAUCUAAGAGCUUCAGGACUGAAAAGACACCAGCUGAUCGACCCUGUGAAGAACCUGGAGGACAGGAUAUGUACGAAGCACGAUAAACCUCUGGAGCUGUUCUGUAAGACCGACCAGACAUGUGUCUGCAUGCUCUGUCCUGUUUUAGACCACAAGACACAUGAGUUUGUUCCUCUGAAAGAUGAAUAUGAGGAAAAGAAAGUCCAGCUGAAGAAGACAGAUGCUGAAAUCCAGCAGAUGAUCCAGAAGAGAAAACGGAAGAUUCAGGAGAUCAAACAGUCAGUCCACCUCAGUGAGAAAGAUGCAGACAGAGAGAUCGCAGAAGGUGUUCAGGUCUUCACUGCUCUGAAGGAGUCUGUUGAAAGAGCAGUGAAGGAGCUCAUCAACACGAUCAAAGAGAAGCAGAAAUUGAUGGAAAAACAAGCUGACGUUUUCAUCAAAGAGCUGGAACAGGAAAUCUCUGAGCUGAAGAAGAGAAGCUCUGAGGUGGAGCAGCUCUCACGCUCUGAAGACCACCUCCAUCUUCUCCAGAGUGUCCAGUCCCUGAAAGCUGCUCCACCCACCAAGGACUGGACACAGGUCAGCGUCCGUCCGCCUUUAUAUAUAGGGACUGUGAGGAAAGCUGUAGCCCAGCUGGAGGAGACAGUCAGUAAAGACAUAAAGAAGGUGGCUGAGGCUGAGCUGAAGAGGGUCCAGCAGUGUGCAGUGGAUGUGACUCUUGAUCCUGAUACAGCACAUUCUGAACUCAUCCUGUCUGAUGACAGGAAACAAGUAAAACAUGAUGUGAAGAAGAAUCUUCCAGACAACCCUGAACGAUUUUCUCGUUAUACUUAUGUCUUAGGAGAGCAAAGUUUUUCUACCAGCAGAUUUUACUUUGAGGUUCAGGUUAAAGAGAAGACUCACUGGAAUUUAGGAGUGGUCAGAGAGUCGAUAAACAGGAAGGGAAACAUCACACUGAGUCCUGAGGAUGGUUGCUGGAACAUAUGGCUGAGAAAUGGAAAUGAUUAUAGAGCUCUUGAUUAUCCUUCAGUCAGUCUCUUUCUGAAGUCUCGGCCUCAGAAGGUGGGGGUGUUUGUGGAUUAUGAGGAGGGUCUGGUCUCCUUUUAUGACGCAGAUGCUGCAGCUCUCAUCUACUCCUUUACUGGCUGCUCCUUCACUGAGAAACUCUUCCCAUUCUUCAGUCCUUGUAAGAAUGAUGGUGGUAAAAACUCUGCACCUCUGAUCAUCUGUCCAGUCAGUCAAACGGUGUAGGCCAAAUGCAAAGAUUCACUAUCAUCCUAUUACAGAACAACCGCCUAUACUGACUGACAAAGUACAAUGUUAACUUUUAGUCUUUAAAAUGUGAUUAUAUCAUUCACCAUUUCAACCCCAUCACUAUACCACCUCCCUCAUGACAAACACAUCUGAGGAGAAAUUUUCUUCAACACACAGGACUUUAUAGGUAUCUCAGUCAUCACUUGUGAGCCGCUAAAAUUGUGUGGCGGUGUCAUUUUCUGCAGAGACUGCCCUCUGCCCCUGGAGUCUUAUUUUCUGUGUUCGGGACAUUUUCUUGCAUGCACAUCGGCAGCACUCAGGUGAGGUAGGGCUUUAUAAAAGAGGUAGCAACCUUGUGCCAGACAAGACAUCGUCAUGGACUUCCACGUAUAUUAUGCGUAUAUUCUACAUUCGGGGAUGCUGCUACCAACGCCACAGGUUAACAAAAGCACAUGGUCAGGUUAUAAAAAAACACCAUGAUCUGGCUCUGAAUUCAUACAGGAAGCAAACAGCUGGCUCCCUGGCAAAAGCGUGGAGUUUAUCAAAUCCAUCCACUGUCCCUCCUGUCUGUCCCAUAAGGACCUUCUCGCUCUUUCGAUACGAUACGGUACGAUACAAUACGAUACGAUACGGUACGAUACGAUACGAUACGAUACGAUA
Molecule: messenger RNA, 2394 nt
Organism: Plectropomus leopardus (leopard coralgrouper)
Lineage: Eukaryota; Metazoa; Chordata; Actinopteri; Perciformes; Serranidae
Product: E3 ubiquitin-protein ligase TRIM21-like
Molecular function (GO): zinc ion binding; protein binding
Source: RefSeq, a predicted model, not a curated record